Messenger RNA from Tympanuchus pallidicinctus (lesser prairie-chicken), 1627 nucleotides. It is a transcript of the gene GDPD1, whose product is annotated as glycerophosphodiester phosphodiesterase domain containing 1. Gene Ontology annotation, molecular function: phosphatidylcholine lysophospholipase A1 activity; phosphoric diester hydrolase activity. The coding region runs from base 83 to 1021 and encodes 312 amino acids. The record is from RefSeq and is a predicted model, not a curated record. Gene Ontology annotation, biological process: glycerophospholipid catabolic process; N-acylethanolamine metabolic process. The transcript has 10 exons. NCBI's taxonomy places the organism in Eukaryota, Metazoa, Chordata, Aves, Galliformes, Phasianidae. Gene Ontology annotation, cellular component: endoplasmic reticulum membrane.
GGGAGCAGGGCAGGGCCGGGCCGGGGGUGGGGCGGGCUCGGCCGGGCGGAGUGCGCGCUCGGGGCGGCCGGAGGAGCGCAGGAUGUCGGCGACGCUCUACGUGCUGUCCACGCUGGGAGGAUACGUCCUCACCUCGGCGCUGCUCCUCAAAUGCCCCGGGCUGCUCCACCGGCCCAAGCGGCAGCGCUUCCGCUGCCGGCACAUCUCGCACCGCGGCGGUGCUGGGGAGAACCUGGAAAACACAAUGGCAGCCUUUCACCAUGCUGUUAACAUAGGAACAGACAUGCUGGAGCUGGACUGUCACCUGACCAAAGAUGAGCAAGUGGUUGUGUCCCAUGAUGAGAAUCUGAAGAGAUCGACAGGAGUCGAUGUCAACAUAUCUGACCUCAAGUACUCUGAACUUCCACCAUAUCUCUGCAAGUUGGAUGUCUCGUUUCAGAAAGAAAGUCACUCUGAGGGAAAAGAUAACCGCAUCCCUCUCCUGAAGGAGGUGUUUGAGGCAUUUCCACAAACUCCUGUCAACAUUGACAUCAAAGUGAACAACAACGUGUUGAUCAGGAAGGUCUCAGAGCUGGUGAGUCAGUAUAAACGAGAGCAUUUGACAGUAUGGGGGAAUGUCAAUUACGAGGUGGUAUCCAAGUGUCUUAAGGAGAAUGCUGACAUUCCCAUCAUCUUCUGUUUGCAACGUGUCCUUCUGCUUCUGGGACUCUUCUACACUGGUCUGCUGCCAUUCAUUCCUUUCAAGGAGGAAUUCUUGGAAAUCCCCAUGCCUUCCAUCAUCCUCAAACUGAAAGAACCAGAAAAGAUGUCAAGAAGCCAGAAAUUUAUUAUCUGGCUAGCUGACACAUUGUUAAUGAGGAAAGCACUUUUUGAUCACCUCACUGCUCGGGGCAUUCAGGUAUAUAUUUGGGUACUGAACGAAGAACAAGAAUACAAGAGAGCUUUUGAUCUGGGAGCAACCGGAGUCAUGACAGACUAUCCAACAAAGCUCAAGGAGUUUUUACACAACUAUCCCGUGUAAAUACAGGCAAACAAGGAAGACUUUGCAGAACAGAUGGAGCCAAGAAAUUUAAUCAAAAAAAAAAAAAAAAAAAAAAAGUUGAGCAACGUACACAAAUCACAUUGUUGGGAAGGUGAUUCCUGACCUUGUCAGGUUGCAACUUAAUGUAAAGGCUGUCUAUUUAUUUUAAGACUUUAAUUACAUAGUUUACGUUUGUAAAUAGAUCAUCUAGCAAAGGUGCACUUCACUAAUAGUUGUGACUAAGAAGAAAGUUGCUGGAUAGGAUACCUGUAGAUAAGUGUUGUUUUAUCAGGCACAAGUGUUCCUAAGCAGAUGUCAAGACACGUCAGUUACUCCAAUUAUAUUUUAGUGUGCAGAAACUAAAGGGCUUCUGAAAGUGUGCCCUUUCUGUAUGUACUGCUUGUGUUGCUUUUACUUUCUGAAUAACUUGAAGGGUGAGAAAGAGAAACAAUGCACAGGAGAAAUAGAGAGCAGAAUCUGUGGACAGCCGGACAGUUCAGCCUGUGAAGUGUAGUAAAAGCAGUCACUUUUUUCUUUCUUUUUUUUUUUUCCAAACCAAAAUUAACCAAUUUGGUCAGUGCAGGUUUCCUCAAUUAUUAUUAUUGA